Messenger RNA from Syngnathoides biaculeatus (alligator pipefish), 5518 nucleotides. It is a transcript of the gene ada, whose product is annotated as adenosine deaminase. Lineage: Eukaryota; Metazoa; Chordata; Actinopteri; Syngnathiformes; Syngnathidae. The transcript is spliced from 11 exons. Gene Ontology annotation, cellular component: external side of plasma membrane; cytosol. Gene Ontology annotation, molecular function: adenosine deaminase activity. Bases 561 to 1604 code for a protein of 347 amino acids. Gene Ontology annotation, biological process: T cell activation; inosine biosynthetic process; purine ribonucleoside monophosphate biosynthetic process. The record is from RefSeq and is a predicted model, not a curated record.
GCCGUGCGCUGUUCCAGCUCAACGCGAAACGAGGGGUGACGAUUCCCGUCUAAAUCGUGACUCACGAUUCCAGGCGAGGACGCGGGAGAUGAUGGUCAUCGCUUGCAUCAACAAACCCGAACCCGCUCGAGGUCCCCGACCGGACCGUGGAAAUCUUUUCAAAAACUCGCCGCGUCUCCUCGAGCGGCUACCGUGUCAAAUAGUUUCCCGUUACGGGCAAGAUUUUGUUUUCUCAGUGAUCGACGUCCGCUCCGGGACCCGUGACGGAGACUCGCGUGAGGACAUUUCGAGUUUCUCAUCAGACAAAAAUGUAGAGAAACAAGCGCUGUCGGAAAAACAACGGAAAGACGCACCCCCAAAAAAAUCUCCACGUGUAACAUGCCGACGUUGCCACACCACUAGGAGGCGCUUCUGGGUUUCAAUUAGCAUUAGGGACAAAUUUGCACCGCUUUUCCACUCACAUACAUAUAAAAUGAACAUACACACAGAUAUACAAUAUCGUAUAUAAUUUCCGGCCUACAAGCCGCGACUUUUUUCCACACGCUUUCAACCCUGCGGUGAUGCGGUCGCAAGGGGGCACUCGAGCGGUAAAGUUGUUUGUUUGUUUUUGCCCUCGCAGGAGACGCGGCAUCCCUCUGCCGGCCGACACCGCAGAGGGGCUGAGGCGGCUCAUUGUCCUCCGAAAGCCGGCCACGCUCACAGAGUUCCUGGGCAAGUUUGCCGAGUACAUGCACGUGAUUGCUGGAGACCGAGAAGCCAUAAAGAGGAUCGCCUACGAGUUUGUGGAGGACAAAGCUAAGGAAGGCGUGAUUUACGUGGAAGUCCGAUACAGUCCUCACUUCCUUGCCAACACCGACGUGGACCCGAUCCCGUGGAACCAGCCGGAGGGUGACCUGAGUCCGGAUGAGGUGGUCCGACUGGUCAACGAGGGUCUCGGAGAUGGGGAGCGGGCCUUCGAUGUCAAAGUCAGGUCCAUUCUAUGCUGCAUGCGCCACAUGCCAAGCUGGUCCGCCGACGUCCUGGAGCUCUGUAAGCGGUAUCGGCACCAGGGAGUGGUCGCCAUCGACCUGGCGGGUGACGAGUCGCUCAACUGCGAGGCCUACCCGGGACACAGGAGAGCUUACGAGGAAGCGGCGCGCUGGGGGAUCCACCGGACCGUUCACGCGGGCGAGGUGGGCCCGGCCUCGGUGGUCAAGGAGGCUGUGGAGGUGCUGAAGGCCGAACGCGUGGGGCACGGGUACCGGACCCUGGAGGACCGAGCGCUUUACGCGCAACUGCUGGCUCAAAACAUGCACUUUGAGGUGUGCCCCAUCUCCAGCAAGUUCACCGGCGCCUGCGACCCGGACUUCAGCAAGCACGCCGUGGUCACGUUCAGGAAGGACGGCGCCAACUACUCGCUGAACACCGACGACCCGCUGAUCUUCGACUCCACCCUGCAGCUGGACUACAGCGUGGCGAGCCAGCACAUGGGCUUCACCCGCGAGGAAUUCCAGAGACUGAACAUCUGUUCGGCAGAAUCUUGCUUCUUACCCGAGCCGGAGAAGAAAGAGCUCCUGGGCAAGCUCUACGAGGCCUACGGGAUGAUCCGGAGCACGGCCUUCUGAAGUCCGAAAGUUCGCAAAAACUCGACCUCCAAGCAGCCGACGCGCGAGAAUGUCUUAACCCGGCUUCGGCCACCGCCCGCUUCCCCUUCGACGUCGCCGCGAGUACCUCGUACGCGGGAUUUUUGCGCAGAGAUUGUCGUUCAAACUUUAAAAAACGAAUAGUCGACCGUUCAACGUUGUACGGAACCACUCGGCCGGUCCAGACCAACGACGCGUUCGAGUUCAAAUCGGAAGGUGCGAAGCGCUGAGGUCUGCCGAAACCUUCCGAGGGAAAAUUCACUGUGAAAGAUUCUUUUUUUUUUAAUUUGUAUUUUUUUUUUUUAGGGAUGCAGUAUGGAAGUCAAUAUGUGCCACCGGGAUUUGAAUUUGAAAUUAAUUUCUCACCCUGGCAACUCCAGACAAUUAUGCAUGGAUGAAUUUAUUAAUAUCAACAUUUCCCAUACUAUUUGUCCCCUUUAAAUAUUGAACAUAAUUCCCUUGUUAAAAAGAAAAACAAUUCAACAUUGGAAUGAUCGAUUUCAGAGUCAAACCCUCACCAUAAUUAAAGGCAAAAGGGACUAAAAAAAAAAUACAUAUUGAAAGAAGUUGAGCAACGUAUGGUAGAACUAAAUGAAGCCUUUCUACAAUCAUGUACAUUUACUAAUUAUAAUGGAAAAUGGCCUGGAAGUGGUUGACAUUUAACUUGUACUUAUUCACCAUUUGAAUUAUGAAUGCAGAGCAAUAUUUGCAUUUGAAUAGUGACAACUGAAGAUGAGUUUACGCGACAUUACGUGCGCCAUUGCUGGCAGAAGACACGUCAUUUUCUUGGCAGUCUAUUCUCAAUUAUGAAUUGUUUAUCGCUCAUCAAAUGAUUUUGGAGCCUCCAUAAAGUGAUCAUAUUUUCAAUAGUUGCUACAAUUCGCGGGUUUAAAAUUCCCCGACUGUGCCACCGGGCAGGGUUACUUCCGGUCAGAUCCAAACAGCCAGCCAAUCCAGUGACGCUUUCUUAGUACGUGACGUCACGCGAUUUAAGAAACCGGAACUGCGAUUCGCUGGCUGUUCGCUUCUGACCUGAACAGCCGGCCAAUCGCAGUUCCGCUUUCUUAGUGUGUGACGUCACGUGACUUAAGAAAGCGGGACUGCGAUUGGCUGGCUGUACGGUACUUGAGGCGACCAGCCAGCCAAUCCAGUGACGCUUUCUUAGUACGUGACGUCACGUGACUGAAGAAAGCGGGACUGCGAUUGGCUGGCUGUUCCUUUAUGACGCGACCAGCCAACCAAUCCAGGGUUACUUCAGGUCAGAAGCGAAGAGCCAGCCAAUCGCAGUUCCGCUUUCUUAGUAUGUGACGUCACAUGACUUAAGAAAGCGCGACUGCGAUUGGCCGGCUCUUCGCUUCUGACCUGAAGUAACCCUGCCUGGCGGCACAGUCGAUGAAUUUCACACAGCGAAUUGUGGCAACUAUUGAAAAUGUGAUCACUUUUUAUAUUUCAAAUUCAAAUAUAUCACAUAUUUACUUCCAUACAGCAGGAUUUAUCAGGUAUAAAUGAGUCCAAAACCAAAGGUCUUACUGUUAAACAGUAGGUGGCGCACCACUGCCUUCCAUGGAGUUUUUCGCCCCGGCCGCUCCACUUCCUUGUUCCUGUGCUGUACAUAUUUAUUUCUAAGCAUCUUUGGCAUUGAUUGCAAAAACGUCGACCAGAAUAAAACCUGUCGUGAGCGCGCAGCCCACCUCGUUUGCGUCGUCACGUCUUCAUCGGCAGGCGGAAGAGGAAGGAAGCUCCGACAGUUGGGACUGCCGGGUCAUCUCGCGGUCCUGGAAACCGCGAGAACGCGGCAGGACCCGCCGGGUCCACAAAUGAGCAAAUCGAUUUCGUGUCGCCGCCUGACGUGGACAAAAUUCAAUAUUUGAAUCCCGCUCGGGUUUUUUUUUUCAAGUUGGGGGUUUCAAAAGGUGGGUGCGCCCCCCUUCGGGCACAUUUUUUUUUUUGUGAUAAAACACACUGUUUGGUGACGGUGACCUCCGGUUACUUCUAACAGUGUAAGAACAACAUUUUGAAAACUCAAAAUAUGAUUCCAAACAACCAAAAUAAUUUUGCAAAACAGAAUGUAGGCUGAGUGAAAUUUAUAUCGAAUAGGCUACUGCGCUUAUCAGCUAUAUUUCAGAAAUGAGUAAUUUCUUAUAUAUCCAUCCAUUUUUCUUUGCCGCUUAUCCUCACGAGGGUACACCCUGAAAAUGUCGCCAGCCAAUCCCAGGGCACGUGGCGACAAACAGCCGCACUCACAAUCACACCUAUGGGCAAUUUAGAGUAUCCAAUCGAUGUUGCGUGUUUUUGAGAUGUGGGAGGAAACCGGAGUGCCCACCCGGAGGAAACCCACGCAGGCACGGGGAGAACAUGCAAACUCCACACACAGGCGGGACCGGCAUUGAACCCGGGUCCUCAUAACUGUGAGGCCAAUACUUUACCAACUGCACCACCGUCUCUCUUUUUUUCCUCUCUCUCUCUCCCCAGCGGUCCCCGUGACCCUCGUGAGGAUAAGCAGUCUCAGGAAAUGGAUGUUCAACUGUCGAUUGUUAAUAAUUGACAGUUAUAAUUCUCUCUCUCUAAAAAAUCAUGAAAUAUAAAAAAUGAGCGAUAAAAUGCUUCAUCUGCAGGGCCAGUGCUACAGAUAGGCCUGUAUUAACAGUUAUCAAUUAUAUAAUAUUUGAGAAAUUAAUGUCCAACUUACCUUUUGCGUUUCCUGGUUCGGAUAUGCUCCUGGAUAUUGUCAUUUUUUUUGCUCCUCAGCUUCCAUAAUUGAUCACAUCGGAGCACUUUGCCGGGAACGUCCACUUUUUGCAUGCGUUCUGUUAGACACCUUGAUAAAGUUUUCGUUCCAAUCUGCACCGUUACACUUUUUUCAAGCCACGCCCAUCUGAAAGUUUUUUUUCACCCCGUGGUUUUUCUCAAUUUCCCCGGCCCGAUCUUCAUCUUUCCCCUCAGAAACUUUUGCCGUACUAGCAAACGUACAGACCGCUCGAUAACAUAUGCAUACGUAUGUCUAUACGUUAUAACUGUGUAGUAACUAUGUAACAAACAGAAUGCUUCUCUAUGAAAUGUUAACAUCAGAGUGAAAAUACCCAACGAAACGCUGCCGGAAAUGGGAACGUUGUCGUUCUUAUAAACACCUAAUUUAACGCCGUAAACAGAUAGCAACGCAGUUUUCCGCUACAGUUUUUUUCACCCCGUGGUUUUUCUCAAUUUCCCCGGCGCGAUCUUCAUCUUUCCCCUCAGAGACUUUCGCCGUACUGGCAAACGUACAGACCGCUCAAUAACAUAUGCAUACGUAUGUCUAUACGUUAUAACUGUGUAGUAACUAUGUAACAAACAGAAUGCUUCUCUAUGAAAUGUUAACAUCAGAGUAAAAAUACCCAACGAAACGCUGCCGGAAAUGGGAACGUUGUCGUUCUUAUAAACACCUAAUUUAACGCCGUAAACAGAUAGCAAUGCAGUUUUCCGCUACAGUUUUUUUCACCCCGUGGUUUUUCUCAAUUUCCCCGGCGCGAUCUUCAUCUUUCCCCUCAGAGACUUUCGCCGUACUGGCAAACGUACAGACCGCUCGAUAACAUAUGCAUACGUAUGUCUAUACGUUAUAACUGUGUAGUAACUAUGUAACAAACAGAAUGCUUCUCUAUGAAAUGUUAACAUCAGAGUAAAAAUACCCAACGAAACGCUGCCGGAAAUGGGAACGUUGUCGUUCUUAUAAACACCUAAUUUAACGCCGUAAACAGAUAGCAACGCAGUUUUCUGCUAGUUUUUUUCACCCCGUGGUUUUUCUCAAUUUCCCCGGCGCAAUCUUCAUCUUUCCGCUCCGAGACUUUCGCCGUACUGGCAAACGUGCAACCCGCUCGAUAACAUAUGCGUACGUAUGUCUAUUAGUUAUAACUAUGUAGUAA